CGAUCUUCUAUCACUAUCCGCGUCAACCACAUCCCACCAAUAAUACCUCGCCCCUCUUUCGCUAUAUAACAACUCCUCGCCUCUUACAACUCUCCACCGCCAACACCAAAUUCUUUCGUCACACAAUCUCCAAUCCCAACCGAAAUUUCUCUUUCGAAAAUGGCACCGAAGGCAGAGAAGAAGCCCGCGGAGAAGAAGCCUGCCGCCGAGAAGACCCCCGCAGCGGAGAAGGCUCCGGCGGAGAAGAAGCCGAAGGCCGGGAAGAAGCUGCCGAAGGACGGCGCCGCCGCCGCCGGGGACAAGAAGAAGAAGCGGAACAAGAAGAACGUGGAGACCUACAAGAUUUACAUCUUCAAGGUGCUGAAGCAGGUGCACCCCGACAUCGGCAUCUCCAGCAAGGCUAUGGGGAUCAUGAACAGCUUCAUCAACGACAUCUUCGAGAAGCUUGCGCAGGAGUCGUCGCGGCUGGCGCGCUACAACAAGAAGCCGACGAUCACCUCCCGGGAGAUCCAGACCGCUGUGAGGCUGGUGUUGCCCGGCGAGCUGGCGAAGCACGCCGUUUCUGAAGGGACCAAGGCUGUUACCAAAUUCACCAGCGCUUGAGGAAUGAUUGAUGAUUGUGGUAUUUUUAGGGUUACAUUUAGAUCUGUGUAAAUUAGGUUUCUUUUGACGGGAGGAAGAAGUAUGGCGUUAUGUUGUUUAUGAAUGGAUCUUAAAUUGAAGUUACCUUUGUUAUAGUA
Salvia miltiorrhiza (redroot sage) is the source of this 740-nucleotide messenger RNA. Its product is annotated as histone H2B-like. Gene Ontology annotation, molecular function: DNA binding; structural constituent of chromatin; protein heterodimerization activity. NCBI's taxonomy places the organism in Eukaryota, Viridiplantae, Streptophyta, Magnoliopsida, Lamiales, Lamiaceae. The transcript has a single exon. Gene Ontology annotation, biological process: nucleosome assembly. The record is from RefSeq and is a predicted model, not a curated record. The coding region runs from base 160 to 603 and encodes 147 amino acids. Gene Ontology annotation, cellular component: nucleosome.